AUUCGAUUCCGCGCGCCGGGAUUCAGUCUUGGCGGGAUGUUUCUUGCAUGGUGCGAUGGGAUUGGAAUGGGAGUAGGGAUUUGUCUGUGGGUAGAUAGGUCCUGGUUGAGUUAUAGUAUGUCGGGAUUGGCAUUUACCUGGAAGGGGUUUCAGACGGGAUUCGUGAGGGACCUACGCCCUCUAUUUUCAUAUUACUAUUACUAGUAUGGUACAUUCCAGCUUUGAAACCAUAUUCAUUCUCACUACCUACUUGAUACAUAUACCUCACCAUCAAAUAAUGAACAUGAUCAUGAACAUGACCCCCCACUCCUCAUCAACAUCCCCACCCACCAUGCCACUCAUGAACAACACACCGAGUACCACUCCACCUACCCCAUCCAGACCCUCAUACAUAGCGCUCCCCCGAACGCGAGAGACCUGCGACGCCUGCGCCAAAGCCAAAAUUCGAUGCAGCAAGCAACGUCCGAGUUGUGAGCGGUGUGUGGCGAGGGGGCUGUUGUGUCGGUAUGGGUUGCUGCGGCCGAGGGGGAGGCCGCGGGGGAGGUUGGUGGGUGUGGAGGUGGAGGGGUCGGGUGGGGAGAGUUCUCCGGGGUCUCCUGGGGAGGGUUGUCUUGGUGUUUCUGGGGUUGAUGGGGUUGGGGAUAUACCAGCACCAGCACCAGCUAGUCAGCCUGAGACAGCAGAGGGAGAGACAGUGCAGAACUGGCAAACUCUGAACCAGAAUCUCGAUCAAUUCUUCGAUGUUGCCCCUCCGCCGAGCGGUGUUACCCAGCAGCCAGAGUACGAAAUCGUGGCGAUACCAUCCUCGACAUCACCUUCCUUAUCGUCGGGGGUAUCUCCAGCCUCGGGUGCAAUCAUACACGACCAAUCGUGCAUGAGUAUGCUGUUAAGUAUAUUGCAAUCGCUGCAUCCGCCAUCCGAGACAUGUCUGCAUCGACAGAGCACAGUCCUACCACGGACUGUGGACUCUAUCGUCCCGCUGAAUCAAAACGCAAUGAAUACCAUUACUUUGGUACUGGGAUGUCCCUGUGCGCUGUCAUCCAGCUUUGGUCUGGUCAUCGCCCAGGUGCUGCUGCAGAUCCUGGAUGGGUAUCGGGGUGUUUUGGAUGAUCCGGAUCCGACGGUGGGGAUGGGGAGGAUGCAGGGGACUGAGGGGGAUGAGAUUGAUCGGCGACGGAGAGUGGUGCAGGUGGUGAAUGAGUUGGACCAGGUGCGGGCAUUGAUCGAGGUGUUUGCGAGGGGGUAUUGUCGGGAGGGAGCGGUGGGGGGUGGAAACCAGCAGGUGUGUUUGAUUUUGGAGGGGGAGUUGAGGCGGAGGUUGGGUGGGGUGAUGACCGCGGCGGUGUUGAGGGUGGCGGGGUAGUUGCAUGUGUAAUUGGUUGGUUUAGCGUUAUGCUGUAUGGGUUUUGGACUAAUGUAAGGAAUUGUGGAACAUUCAGUUUGGGAGUUCGUAUGAUAUCGAAGUGUGACUCGGCGGUCCACUUGAGACGAAUGCCCGAGAGACUCAUCAUUCAGGUGCUGUCGUUGAGGACUGUAGGGCAGAUACAUCAACCGCUCGCACGAUCUGCA
Molecule: messenger RNA, 1569 nt
Organism: Aspergillus ibericus CBS 121593
Lineage: Eukaryota; Fungi; Ascomycota; Eurotiomycetes; Eurotiales; Aspergillaceae
Exons: 1
Coding region: 206-1363 (385 amino acids)
Biological process (GO): regulation of DNA-templated transcription; aflatoxin biosynthetic process
Cellular component (GO): nucleus
Molecular function (GO): DNA binding; zinc ion binding; DNA-binding transcription factor activity, RNA polymerase II-specific
Source: RefSeq, a predicted model, not a curated record